CUGACCUCUAGGAGGCACUGAAUCUUUAAUAACAGUUCCCUUUCAGAUGUCAUACGCACAAAUAGAAAGCUAUUUAAGUAAAUCCCGUGAUUAGCUUUCAGUUUCUUUUCAGUGCCAUUUUCCUAGUACGUGAAUGUGUUUUUUUGUGCUUUAGACCUCCCUUAUGUGCAUAUAACUAUGGAAUCCCCUCCAACAUCUAUUGUUGUACCUACGAAUACAAACUUCUCUCUGAUCAUCUUCAACAAUGUGCAGAAGUGGUACAAAAUUAAUACUGAUAUUUCGUGCUGUUAUACUUACACAGAACCAUUCCAGCCUGGAAGAAAAGAUUGGAUUGGUAUCUUUAAGGUUGGCUGGAAAACCACUAGAGAAUACUUUACAUGGAUAUUUGUACAAAGUGCUGAAGAAUCGACUGAGAAAAGUGUGAAUUUUAAAGCUUAUUAUUUACCCAAGGAUUGUGAGGAAUAUUUCCAAUUCUGCUAUGUGGAUGAAAAUGGAGAAGUGCGAGGGGCGAGCACUCCCUUCCAACUUUGCAAAGAGGUGGAGGACGAUUCUGAUAUGUUGAUGGUUAUGCCAGAGGAAAUGGUGGAUAAGCUCCAGGUAGAGAUACUUGAUUUGAAAGAAAGGGCAUCUUCAGAUCAAAAGACAAUAGAGAAUCUUCAGGAAACCAUUAAGAAACUGGAAAGUAAAAUCAAGGGACUUUUAAUUCAGUUGGAAUCAGAGAAGAGCAGAAAAACAACUCCUGAGCAGCCACUGGAAUUGGAUAAAAUACAAAAACAGAGUGAUUAUACAGUUCAGAAACUACAGUCAGAAUUGAAAGAGAUGGAGCAAUCACGUAAUGAAUCCAGGUUGGAGAAAGAACACUUGCAGGAACUAUUAAUUCAGUUGGAAUCAGAAAAGAACAGAACAAAAACUCCUGAGCAGCCACUGGAAUUAGACAAAAUACAGAAACAGUGUGAUGAUGCAGUGCAGAAACUACAGACAGAAUUGAAGGGGAUGGAACAGCUGUUUAAUAAAUCCACGUUGGAGAAAGAACACCUGCAGGAAGUAAUUACAGCUCAGGAAAAGAAAAUAGCAAAGCUGUGUGUUGAUUUAGCUAUGCAAGAAGUGGCAAUUUCUGAAUUAAAGGAAAAAUCUGAGGUGGAAAGUCAAAAUAUGAAACGCUUACAGAAGGAAAAUAAAAAUCUGCAGAAUGACGUGGAAGAACAGAAAGCUAUAACCUUAGAGGCAACAGAAAAGUUGAACAAACAGCUAAAGUCAACUGAAAAGAAAAUGUCAGAGCUACAAAUCGACCUUCAUCAACAGAAGAUUGUAAAUACAGCUCAACAAAAGGCAGUGGAGAAGCAAAAUGAUGCUAUUGCUGAGCAAGAAGCAAUGAUUUCUCAAUUGAGUAGACAAAACAAGGUACACUUGGAAACAGUGGAGACUUGGAAGAAAAAGUUUCAGAAUGCACAGAACGGGCAGAAGCUUAAAGAUGUGAAGAUGAAAGAGGAGAUACGCAUUGUGCAACAAACUCACGAGCAGGAGAAGGAACAUUUCCAGAAACUGGAAGAUGAAAAUGCGAUGUUGCAGGAAAAGCUAAAUAAGCAGAUAUGUAGAGAGGAGGAAAUUAACAGACAAUUGAAAGAAGCUCAAAAGGCAUUGUCCAUUUUGGAAAAUAAAACAGAUCAACAGAAACAUUGUAUUUUAAACCUGGAAGAAGAAGUAAAAGGUCUUGAAUGUAAGAAUUCCCUACUAGAUGUCGAAAUUUCUCAGCUGAAGGAAGUACAGAAGAAAAAUCUUGAAGAAAUUGACUUGCUUCAUCAAAUACCUCAUAAUAACAGUGCGUGUUCACCUCCUUCUCAAGGAUCUUCCCUGUUUUAUGGAAACCCAUAUGAAGGCGAUAUGUAUGGCAUUUCGUCAGGAGAGUUGCAAAGGCAGGGUGGACACGUACACAGUCACCAGAAUUUCGAAUUACAAUGCCAACUAUGCAAUCAAAUAUUUCCAGAACAUCAAAAACAAAUGUUUGAGGAUCAUUUGUUAUGUCAUGAGCUGGACAAUUGUCCAUGAAAUAGCACACGAAAUUCAGUGCAAACCCUUCCACAGUGAUGCCACCAGGGAGAAAUGGCAAAUCUCAAUGUUAUCUAAAUAGUAAAGAGAAGGUCCGAGCACAUAUGGUUUGGUCCUUAGCAGGCUUUAUUUAGGAACAGAGUUUAGCAAGCUUGAAAGGCUUUUUCCUGAGCCGAAACAUUGUUAAACUCUAGUCCUAAAUAAAGCAUGUUAAGGACCAAUUUACGUGUGCACAGACUCUCUCUUUACUAUGCCAUGAGCUGGAGUGAUCUGUAAAAUAAAAUGCCUAAGCAUAUUUCUAUAUGUAGAUAAACAGACCUCCUUACAAUGGAUAAUGCGUAUACUAUUUUAUUUACAUUGAGAAAUGACAACAUUUAUAGAAAUUCUGUAUAACUUUAUUGUCAGCAACUGUUUCUUUCCUGUUUCUCUAUACCAUCAGUGAAUUCUGGUA
Molecule: messenger RNA, 2497 nt
Organism: Pelobates fuscus (common spadefoot toad)
Lineage: Eukaryota; Metazoa; Chordata; Amphibia; Anura; Pelobatidae
Gene: CALCOCO2
Product: calcium binding and coiled-coil domain 2
Exons: 21
Coding region: 178-2046 (622 amino acids)
Source: RefSeq, a predicted model, not a curated record